Messenger RNA from Diachasma alloeum, 835 nucleotides. RefSeq lists its product as uncharacterized. Lineage: Eukaryota; Metazoa; Arthropoda; Insecta; Hymenoptera; Braconidae. The transcript is spliced from 2 exons. The coding region runs from base 82 to 696 and encodes 204 amino acids. The record is from RefSeq and is a predicted model, not a curated record.
UUUUCACGAUAACCCCAGAGACAGUAGAAAAGUGCUCUAUUUCAGCCAGACAUUCCGGAAUUGCCAGUUCAUUCUGUGAAAAUGUCGAAGCCAAUGAUGUUAACGACAAUUCUGCUAUUAGCUGCUCUCACUCCAAUCACUUUGAGUACUUCUGCAGCUGAUCCUUUAUCAAACAAUGAAACAUCUUUACCAGGAAUUCUCGGUGCUACACCAGAUGGUAGCCAAAACCAACGAGAAGUACCAGCGGCAUCAAUCCCCCCGGCAGCACGCUACGCUAUCCUCCAAGUCCUCAAUCAGACGAAGGAUAUUCUAUCUCAGAUGUUGGAUGUCGUAGGAAGACUCUUAUCACGAUUGAUAUACCCUCUUCCAAUUAUCCUGAAGGAUCUGUUGGCGCCAAUUAUUUUCCUCCUAAAAGCUGCCUUGUUACUCGUUAGAAAUAUUGUCCAUGUACUGCUUGAAGAAGUAUUCAGAGAUGUCAUUUCACCCGCUCUGAAGGCCAUCGGAAGAGAUGACAUCAACUUGGCGUUGACGGAUGUAUCAGAUGCAGCUGAUAAUCUGACGAGCAAAGUGUUAUGUUUGCUGGGUCGACUGCUCAAUUCCUAUGGAGUCAACUCAGAUUGCGACGAUAGCAAGCCUAGGGCUUUGGAUUCUGCUGAUAUCCUCAAAUUUUUUGAUAACAAUUAUUCUUCACUGUAACUUCCAUGCAGAGAACGAGUACGUAAUGCGGCAUACGUCUGCUGUAGCGAUCUUUCAGUUAACAAUUCAGCAGCGAAGUGGUCAAACGGUUCAAGUCAAUUUUGGCUAUUGGCCAGUUUUUAAUGAAUAACUCGAAAUC